CCGUGGGCUAAGAGAGAUUUGGAAGAAGGGCACCUACAUUUCUGCACACUAGAUGGCGCUGUGUUCCCUGACUCGUGCCUUUAGUUCAUUGGCUGUCUCUUCACACAGAGUGGGCCCCCUUCUUUUCUCUCAGACAGUUCUUCCAUCAGUGCUGCCCUCUAGAGGCCUCCCCAGCACUGCCAGUGCCAGCCUCAGCAACAACAUCGCAUGGAAGAACAGAACCAAGUACACCAUCAACCCCAUCGGAAAGAAGAAAACUGGGGGCCGAGACCACACAGGCAGGCUACGGACACGUGGCAUCGGAGGGGGGCACAAGCAGCUUUAUCGCAUGGUUGAUUUUCAGAGGCUGAACUAUGAGCCCGGCCAGGAGAAUAAACCUUUCCAAGAGAAGGUGAUAGAAGUGCGGUAUGACCCCUGCAGAUCUGCAGACAUUGCACUGGUGGCGGGGGGGAAGAGAAAGCGCUGGAUCAUUGCCACAGAGAAUAUGCAGGAGGGGGACCUUCUAACCAGUUCUGGGCACAUAGGGCGUAUGGCAGUGUCUGCUAAAGAAGGAGAUGCCCACCCGCUUGGUGCUUUGCCUGUUGGGACCCUCAUCAGUAACCUGGAGUUCCAGCCUGGCAAGGGGGCCCAGUACAUUCGUGCUGCAGGGACAAGUGGUGUGCUGCUCAGGAAGGUGAAUGGAACGGCCAUUGUUCAGCUGCCCUCAAAGCGGCAAAUCCAGGUUAUGGAGACUUGCGUUGCUACAGUUGGCCGCGUAUCCAACAUUGACCACAAUAAGCGAAUAAUAGGGAAGGCGGGUCGGAACCGCUGGUUGGGGAUCAGACCCUCUAGUGGCUUAUGGAAAAGAAAAGGAGGCUGGGCCGGGCGCAAGAUCAAACCUCUGCCAGGCCUGAAAAGCUACAUACAGCUUCCCUCUGCCCUUCCUGCCCCCCGAUAACUUGUAUGCUCAAUUUGCUGGCUCCGGGUGACAUGUCUCCUACAGGGUAAGGUGAUGAAGAUGAUGAUAUCUGGCAGGGAGAAGCCCAGUAAAAUUAGGACGAAGAGCAAGAGGUCAACCCUGGCCGUUACAGAAUUGAGCUGUGGGCAUUUAUAUUACACUGAGGACUGAUAUAGCGCUUAAUAAAUAUCCUAUGAGUGAAA
Molecule: messenger RNA, 1140 nt
Organism: Xenopus laevis (African clawed frog)
Lineage: Eukaryota; Metazoa; Chordata; Amphibia; Anura; Pipidae
Gene: mrpl2.L
Product: mitochondrial ribosomal protein L2 L homeolog
Exons: 8
Coding region: 53-937 (294 amino acids)
Biological process (GO): translation; mitochondrial translation
Cellular component (GO): mitochondrion; mitochondrial inner membrane; ribosome
Molecular function (GO): RNA binding; structural constituent of ribosome
Source: RefSeq, marked provisional